Messenger RNA from Neogale vison (American mink), 5318 nucleotides. RefSeq names its product phosphatidylinositol-5-phosphate 4-kinase type 2 beta (gene PIP4K2B). Bases 83 to 1333 code for a protein of 416 amino acids. The transcript is spliced from 10 exons. Lineage: Eukaryota; Metazoa; Chordata; Mammalia; Carnivora; Mustelidae. Gene Ontology annotation, biological process: phosphatidylinositol metabolic process. Gene Ontology annotation, molecular function: phosphatidylinositol kinase activity. The record is from RefSeq and is a predicted model, not a curated record.
CCUGGGGCCGCUGGCUUGUGCGCCGUCUCGACCGCCCCCCCCCCCUUUCGCCGCCGCCGCCGCCGCCGCCGCCGCCCCGGGCAUGUCGUCCAACUGCACCAGCACCACGGCGGUGGCGGUGGCGCCGCUCAGCGCCAGCAAGACCAAGACCAAGAAGAAGCAUUUCGUGUGCCAGAAAGUGAAGCUAUUCCGGGCCAGCGAGCCGAUCCUCAGCGUCCUGAUGUGGGGGGUGAACCACACGAUCAAUGAGCUGAGCAAUGUCCCUGUGCCUGUCAUGCUAAUGCCAGAUGACUUCAAAGCAUACAGCAAGAUCAAGGUGGACAAUCAUCUCUUCAAUAAGGAGAACCUCCCCAGCCGCUUUAAGUUCAAGGAGUACUGCCCCAUGGUGUUCCGGAAUCUCCGGGAGAGGUUUGGGAUUGAUGAUCAGGAUUACCAGAACUCAGUGACGCGCAGCGCCCCCAUCAACAGUGACAGCCAGGGCCGCUGUGGCACGCGCUUCCUCACCACCUACGACCGACGCUUUGUCAUCAAGACCGUGUCAAGUGAGGACGUGGCCGAGAUGCACAACAUCCUAAAGAAAUACCACCAGUUCAUAGUGGAGUGUCAUGGCAACACGCUCUUGCCACAGUUCCUGGGCAUGUACCGCUUGACCGUGGAUGGCGUGGAGACCUACAUGGUGGUCACCAGGAACGUGUUCAGCCACCGCCUCACUGUACACCGCAAGUACGACCUCAAGGGCUCCACUGUCGCCAGAGAAGCCAGCGACAAAGAGAAGGCCAAGGACUUGCCAACGUUCAAAGACAAUGACUUCCUUAAUGAAGGGCAGAAGCUGCAUGUGGGAGAGGAAAGUAAAAAGAACUUCCUGGAAAAACUGAAACGGGACGUAGAGUUCCUGGCCCAACUGAAGAUCAUGGACUAUAGCCUACUGGUGGGCAUCCACGACGUGGACCGGGCGGAGCAGGAGGAGAUGGAGGUGGAGGAGCGUGCCGAGGACGAGGAAUGUGAGAACGACGGGCUGGGGGGCAAUCUGCUCUGCUCCUACGGCACGCCUCCCGACAGCCCGGGCAACCUCCUCAGCUUCCCCCGCUUCUUCGGCCCCGGGGAGUUCGACCCCUCUGUUGACGUCUAUGCCAUGAAAAGCCAUGAAAGUGCCCCCAAGAAGGAGGUCUAUUUCAUGGCCAUCAUCGAUAUCCUCACGCCGUACGAUGCGAAGAAGAAAGCUGCCCAUGCCGCCAAGACGGUGAAGCACGGGGCAGGGGCCGAGAUCUCGACCGUGAACCCUGAGCAGUACUCCAAACGCUUCAACGAGUUCAUGUCCAACAUCCUCACGUAGUUACCUUCUACCUUCAGCCAGAGCCAGAGAGCCGGAUGUGGGGUCGGGGUCGGAAAAGGGAGAGGGCGUAUUUGGGCUGGAUGGGAGGGUGGGGAGCAGAGGGGAGGGUGGGGAGCAGAGGGGAGGGCUUUGGUGAGGAGCCGGCACCCAGGACAGAAAGACCAGUGGGGGUGGGGAGGGGAGGUGCUGCGUGGACUCGUGCUCUCGCGGUGCACUUCACCUUCCGCUCCUUGAUUUUCCCCCCUUCUGACCCAGGUCAAAGAGGGGUUUCCUUUUUGUUCCCUUGUAACCUUUUACAAUACCUUGGGGCUAGAGAGGACUUUGUGGGUUUCUGUGGGUUCCGUCUCUGCGAUCUCAUUGCUCCAGGUUUGGUGUUUAUAAUGAUGUGUGUCAUCACCCCGUCACCCUCCCCAUCCCUGCCCUGCUCUGGGUUCCCUUCGGUUAGAGGGGCACCCCACUGGCCCGGCCAAGGGUCCACAUGCUCUGUUGCCAGAGGACAGGAGGUCAGACACCUCAGCCCUGCUGCACUGGAUCUUGUCUGGAUUAACUUUUGAUUGAAUGUUAUGGAGUAUUGUGCACAAUGUCCUCCUCCUUUUUGCCUCGGAUCCAAGUGAAAUGUUACCGGAUUCCUCCAUGUAAAUGCUGUCCUCCUGAAGGAAGGCUCCAGAUUAGCACCAGGCAUCUUGGAUGAGGAGAGAUCUCCCAGGGGCGUGAGUUCAUCCUCUGGGAUGGUCGGGGGUGGGGGUCGCGGCCGGGCUGUCGGACGGCAGGUUCUCACAGAACCCCGUGAACAUCAUCCAUGCCCCUGGCCCCUGGCCUUCACACCUCCUGUCCAUAAAGCCCGUCUCCUGUUGGGUCAAGAGGAACUAGGAAGCAUCUUUACAGAUAACAGGACCCCCAGUCGCCACUGGGUGUCAGAUGAGACCUGGUGUCCUCCAUCCAUUUACUUCCCUCUGACCUUGGCCCCGGGCACCCUCCCUCAUAGCUGAGCUUCUCGCUGGGCCACAUCUCUGCCUGCCCGGGCCCCUCCCUUCAGAGAAGCCUCUUCAAACGCCAGGGCCAUGGUGUAGACGAUCUGACGCCCCUGAGGCCCCGUGCCUGUGGGUCUGUCGCCCGGACAGUCGUGGCCUGCAGGGGGGUGCACCCCACCACCACCUUGGAGGGUGGCAUCCAAGCCUGAAGUUAUUUCAGAGUCACUUGAGGAGGGGACCCACGAAAUCCAGUCUGGAGGCUUGAUUUGGGGAUCGCCUGCCCCGGGCUUUGGGGGCGUUUUCCUUCACAGACCUGCCUCCCCCGGCCUUCCUCAGGAGUGGCGUCCUGAGCAUCCUUCAGGGCCUCUGCCCAGCUGCUGAGUGACCCAGGACUCAGGACUGAGCCACGUGUCCUCCUGUGACGCCGUCAGAGCAGUCUGGUCUGGCUAGGAAGGAAACAGCCCUGUGUCGGAACUGGGGACUUAGGAUGAGAUAUGAUGGAACUUGUACAUAACCCCACACAUGCGAAGCAAGUCUGUGGAAGCAUUUGGAACAAAUGGAUUGGUUUCCUGUGGCUCCUUCUAAACCCGGCCGGGCUCAGCUCCUGGAGCAGGAACCAGCACCGUGUCCGGGCCCUACCCACAGCUUUCAGGUCAGGGAGGAAGGGAGGCCACAUUCUUGGAGCCCACUGGGACUGCUAGAACCUUUCUGGAAGAGGCAGAGAGAUCAGACAGCCCCGGCCCCACGAAGGGGCGAGACCACCCAGUGACUUGGGGAAGAACUUGGAACCAAGUGGCUCAUGGAGAAAACCAGUCAGACUUAGGAAGAGAUUAUGUAGGAAUAACGUCUGGACGUCUGAUUUCCCCACCUCCUAAUCAAGAAUGAAAAUUUGGAUCUGCCCCUCAGGAGGCCCAACGUCUUCAGAGCCUGGUGGGCUGUCCCCCCCGCCACGGCCACAGCCUUGGGCUCCCGGCGGCUUCCUGCGCUGGGUCUGCUGAUCAUGUUGCCAUCAUGUGUAUGAAAAAUGUAACACGAUCCUUCAGUUCAAGAUGAGCUACCAGGUAUCUAACUUCUUUAACAUUGAGUUUUUGUGUUUUCGUGGGUUUCUUAUUUUUUUUUUUCCUGGUAUAUUGUUUACAUUUCGAGAGUAGCAUUCUGUUUCAAAUGCUCUUUUUGUUUUUCUGACAGUAUUGUUGUUUGGGUCAAAAACCUGAGCUGUGGUUGGGUGGAUUUGAGGUGGGUUUUUUUUUAUUGUUUUUUUGUUUUUGGUUUUUAAGGUCAUUCUCUGUGCUAUCUUCAAAACCUUGGGUUUGGCCCUCUAAUUCCUUUGGCAUUCAGGUGUUCAAAAACUGUUUAUUUUGUUUUAUACCAGUUUUCUUUCUCUUUUUGUAAUGAUGCAGGUAUAUUUGGGUUGUGGUCUGAAUGUGGAGAAAGUGAACUGGUCCCCAAGCUUUUGUGUGCCCCCAUUCCUUUCUCCGAGCCCCACCGUUCCCUCUGUGGGCUGUAGAAAGCAUCCGAGGGCAAGGGACUUCGCUCAACCUUCCUCUCUGGAGCCCCGAGGAAAAGCUCCAGUAGUCUCCGAGCACCCCGGAAUAGUUUGGGGUCUCCCAAGAACAAGGGUGUAAGAAUAGGACAGGACUGCCGGGAUGGAGCCUGGAUGGGGAAGCCCGUGUGCAGUUCCUCUCCGUUCCCCACACUGACCACCUAGCCGCUCACAGCUUCUCCCGUCCUGAAGCCUAUGGCUGAGAAAUCCAUUUCCCAGGCCUCCCAGCCCAAGCGAGGGUUCUCUGGAAACUCCACUUAGACCACUAGAUGAAGGACUCUGGCCCUUGUUCCUUUUAGUGAACCACUGAGUCUUUGUCCCCCAGUGCAAGCUCCUUCCCUGUGCCCUGCGUUUUGGGGGUCCUGGGCAGAAGCCAGCAGUUCCAGGAGCAGCUGAAGCAGCACUCCGUCUCUCCUUAUCUAGCUCAGGGGUUACUGGUCUGUGGCGGGUGCCACGAGUCGCCCCUGUGGCUGUUCUCAGUGACACCCCCUAAGUUUCCACCACAGGCAGCUCUUCCUUCCCUCUCCCUUCCUCCUCUUCCUUUCUCUUGCCUGUGCUUUAGGCCUCAAACUGGUCCCCUGGUCAUGCUCAGGGCUGGGGACUAGACUCCUACCCUAAUGACGUUCCCCUCUUCAGUCUGCCAGGACCUGCCCCGGGGAGGUGGACCAAAGACCCAGGACUUUUCUCAGCAGCCAAUCCCACCCCCCCACCCCGUUGUCUUUUUACUAAUUCAGGUUGGGAGGGAAAAAACUUCAGCACUCCCUAGCAUUUGAGCUACUCAAGUGUUAGGGGCCAGAAGGGACCGUGUGUUUCAACAGCCUUUACAGCUCUGGCCUUAGAGCUGUGUGGCUCCCCCGAGUCUAGGGACCUCACUUCCUUUUGACAGAAAUGUGGGGAGGGUGGGUCCAGCCUGAGCACAGGAAUCAUAGGGAAAACCCAUUGGAGCAACUGCCCCCAAAUCCACCAGCUGUCUGCAGGGGGCAGGGACGUGGCCCACCUUCCCUCAAGAGACAUGCCAUGGAGGAAUAGCGCCUCCAAAGGGAAGAGGAGACUCAGCUGUCCCCAGUGGGUCAUGCUGAGAUGCUUGGGAGGCAGGGGAGGAAACUUCCAAAGGACCCCCCUUCCCCUACACAGAGCUGUUUCUUGAGUUGUGAACCAGCAGCCUUUAGCGGGGGGCCGGAGCUGCUCAGCACACCCUAACAUCAGGUCAGAUUACUGUCAUCAAAAAGUGUGAACGAAGCUUAGACUGACCUCGUGGGGGAGCGGGAUACACUAGCACCCGUCAUAAUUACGUGACUUCUCGGUUUCCUCACUGCGACCUCCAUUUUUUUAAAAUAGGAAUUUUCAGCCCCUUGUGCUUGUCUAAUGUCUGCUCGGAACAGUUCGAGACCCUGUUACUGUUUUAAAAUGCAUGCAUGUUAAGAUGAAUCUCCAGCCCAAGGAACAAAUAAAACUCAAAAGGCUUUGUGUA